AUGGAUACCCAUGGGUGGAACUUGGCCGAAAUGUGCCAGCGCUACCAUCAAGCUGUCCCAGCAGCCCAAAGCUCCUCACCAUCAGGUAAAGACCAGACGGUUGGCAUCGUACAAGGCCUAUCAACGAACCAGCACGUUGAACAGGCCAGUCCGUCCUAUUCUCAUUACACUAUGUUGGACAACAACUAUGAUCGUGGCCAGGAAACACCUCCUCCAGGAUCUAGUUAUGACGGAUCUCCUGGUUUGAUGACAAUGCAUCAGCCUCUCUAUCCAUCACCAGGACCACGGUUUGAUAUUGGAUCACCGAAUGUUGAAGGAGGAGCUGAAGGGACGUUGACUAUGGACUCGCAGAUGAUGCCGAUCACAGGAAUGUUGAAUAACUCAACACCGAAGUUAGAGGAGUUGCAUUGGAUCCACACCGGGCAAUCGCUAGACUAUUCGCAAAGUUUAUCAUCGAUGCCUGGCGUUGUAAGGAUGUGUCAUCCCAACACCUCAGCACAACGUAGCCUGCGGGAACAACGCAUUCGACGACCUAUGAAUGCUUUCAUGGUGUGGGCAAAGGUUGAGCGAAAGAAAUUGGCCGAAGAGAAUCCUGAUCUCCACAACGCUGAUCUCAGCAAGAUGCUUGGAAAAAAGUGGCGUGGAUUAACACCACAAGAUAGAAGACCUUUCGUUGAAGAAGCUGAACGAUUGAGGGUCAUUCACAUGCAAGAGCAUCCUAAUUAUAAAUACAGACCAAGACGCAGGAAACAACCGAAAAGAUUAUCUGGAGGAUCAGCUUCACCACCUUCAACUGCUAAUUCAUCUGGAUCUAGGUCAACACCCGCUGGUGGGACUACAGUUCGUCAUUCAACGACGAAGAUGGACAGUUACCAAGGAAUGUCACAAUUGCAAUGGAGUAACCACUCACCUAUUCCAUCUAUUUAUCAUCAACAACAGCAGCAAAGUAUUCAGGAUUAUAAAUCAGAGAAUAAUUCUUUAUACGGUAGUCCUUAUACACCGAUCAUCCACACGCCUGAAAUAUCACCUGUCGCCAGUCCUGGGUCUGACGGUGAUGGGACGCACCUUCAGUCAUCUCAAAGUACGGAUCAAGAGAGGGAAAUGCUAGAGAACACAGCAAAGCAACACGAUUUACUUGAACAAAGUAAGCGCUACGCUUCAUAUAUGAGUUCUGACAAUCAGUUGCAUGCUGGAGGACAUGCUGCAGGAACCAACAUUUCUUCCUGUCCGAAUACAGCUAGUUAUACGGAUACUUUGACCUAUAAGAAAUCGGUUGGGUAUUUGAAUUUCGAGAGGCAUACAUCAAGUAUUGCUGCAGUAGGAAUAGCCAAUGGCAUGAUGGUCUCAUGUAAUAAAUUGAGAUCAGGCUUUGACAAUGUUGGCUCAGUUACUGGGACUUUUUAUCCUCCUGUAGCAUCACCACAUGAUCAAGCAAUUCACUACACUCCUCAGCCUUCCAAAACUACCAAUUACGGCAUGCAAUCCAGUGCUGAUAACAACUACAAUCAUCAGAUCCAUUGCGCUAAUAGAUCACAAAACAUCAAUAUGAGGCAUUCCAAUGAACAAUGUCCAAGUGUAUCACAUAGAUAUCAAAUGCAGCAUCAUCAAGAAUAUCAACCCGAUGCUGGAUCCAAUCAACAACAUGUUCUGAGUCAUUUGGAUUCCGGAAUGACAGAGGAAGAUCAGGAGCAGUCGAUGCAAUUUGAAAAAUACUAUAAAUACCCUCAUACAGCCAACGUUGGACACUCGAGUCUUAUGGCUCAGAACAUUUUAGAUAGUAAUCACAAUUAUGCUAGCGAUUUGCGUUACUACUCAGCUUUACAGAGUCAGCAGAACCAGAUGGACGUAUCCAAUAAUCAAUGCCUUGUUGAAGAAAUCAGAAAAUCGGAGGGUCAUCUCAUUGCAGUUAAUAUUGGACAUGCUAUGGACCAUCAGUAUCCUGCUAAUCUUGAUAUGUCGAAAUAUCAAGAACAUGUUCAGCAACAGACUCAUCAACAACCACCACAACAUAAUCAAGGAUUGGAAGGUCCAAAAACUGAGGAUGACUUUAGUGUGAUUCUUGCUGAUGUUCGUAAAACCUGUUACAGCAGUUAGUCGCUCAUAAAGUCUAUUAUGAUAACCGGAAACAACAAUUUUAUGGAUUUAGAAAGAAAUGAGGUCUGUAGCAAUAGAAAAAGAAGGUGCGCGAAUAUCGCAAGAAUUGUUAUCUUAAAUCUCUCGCAAAGAAUUUCGUGGUAUCUCCAGGAAAUGUUAACUUCCUGCUGUAAAUUCGUUGCCUAAGUUCUCAUGCUAUGAGAUAAGAUGAUUAUUUUAGAUCGUGAAGAUGUUAAUUUGAUAAAUUAAAAAAAAUUGUUACAUUUUGAUCUCGUGAUUAAAAAAGAAGACAAGAAAUUGUCAUCAAGGAAACUAAUUUAUCAGAAUUAAAUAACACAACCGCGUACGGCUCAUCGGAAGGAAAUGUUAAAUUAUUAUUUUUAUUCGCAACUAUACAAGUACUUAAGAGAAAGUCACCGAUGAACAACUGUACACUUCCCACGCGUAAAUCUUUUUCCUGUAAGAAUAAAACUAGAGAUUUUUUAAACUAAAAUGUUUUUGUUUUUAGAUGAUGUGCAAUGCUGAGUGAAAAGUUUUCAUUUUGUUAUAUGGUUUUAGAGCACACAUUUACUUAUAGUGUCCUAUUUAUUUAUAUAAAUAUAUAUUUUAUUUAAGAGUUCCAGUUACACAAUUUAUAAAAUCCGUUACAGAUUUAUCAGAAAUAGUGAAAUAAAUCAUAAUUGUCAUGUGAUUUGCGCGAACUUAGAGAACAAUAGCAUUAGAUCUCAGUAAUAUUGAAUAAUUAGAACAUGAAACAAAUUUCAUUGAUGACAAUUAAUCACAAUUAUAUGUGUUAAAGUUGAAUUUUUUACUCUUGUAAAUAUAUUUCCAGAUUUUUCUAUUAUUAUGA
This is a messenger RNA of Chelonus insularis, 2944 nucleotides long. Its product is annotated as putative transcription factor SOX-15. The record is from RefSeq and is a predicted model, not a curated record. Gene Ontology annotation, biological process: cell differentiation; regulation of DNA-templated transcription; anatomical structure morphogenesis. The transcript has 8 exons. The coding region runs from base 1 to 2094 and encodes 697 amino acids. NCBI's taxonomy places the organism in Eukaryota, Metazoa, Arthropoda, Insecta, Hymenoptera, Braconidae. Gene Ontology annotation, molecular function: DNA-binding transcription factor activity, RNA polymerase II-specific; RNA polymerase II cis-regulatory region sequence-specific DNA binding.